Molecule: messenger RNA, 1620 nt
Organism: Polyodon spathula (Mississippi paddlefish)
Lineage: Eukaryota; Metazoa; Chordata; Actinopteri; Acipenseriformes; Polyodontidae
Exons: 6
Coding region: 1-1371 (456 amino acids)
Biological process (GO): Golgi organization
Cellular component (GO): trans-Golgi network
Source: RefSeq, a predicted model, not a curated record
AUGUGUUUAGGCUUCCCUCCUCCUCCUGCUGCUAGUUGCUCCUCAGACUCCUCCCCUCGUUACCUGGAGGACCAGAACCCGGGCGACCCGGUGGAGCUCAAGAAGAGCAGCCCGCACCACCUGGAGGCGGAGCUGCAGAGGACGAGGGAGGAGCUUCAGAGCCUGAGUGACAGGUACAGGAGGCUCCAGGAGGAUUUCUCGAGCUCUCAGCAAACCAGCCAGGCUCUGGAGGAGAAGCUGCACUCUGCUGUGCUCAGCGUGGAGCUGGAGAGGAAGAAUCAGAACCAGAGGAUCUCGGAGCUGAUGGAGCAGCUGUGCAGCGCCCAGAACACCAUCUGCACACUGGAGACCAUCAACAUCCCAACUCUGCUCCAGCAAGUUCUGGGAAAACACUUCCUGGAAUUGGAAGACCACAUCGACCAAUCCCUGCUCCCUCCCGCCCCCUUCAUGGACCCCGCCCACUCGGAGCCGGAGCUCCGCCCCGCGGGGCUGAGCAACCAAUCCCAGGGCAGGAUGGGGCCGGUCCCGGAGGAGGAUGAAUCGGAUUGGUUGGAGAAAGGGGGGGAGGAGUCGGUGAGGGCUGGGCUAGGAGGGGGAGGGAGGGCCAGAGUCACUGCCUUCUCCCCCUGGAGUGACCUACAGCAGGAAGUCAGACCCCAGACCUCAAGAGAGAGCGAGGGUGCAACAGAGGAAGUGAGGAGAUUCUCUCACACCCUGAAGGUACCCCAUUUCGAAUUCUGCACGCCCCACGAAAGCCUGCCAGUGCCCUGCCUUGACGCCCCGGCGCCACGCGGUCCGCCCGCGGACGACCGCCGCGACCGGGGUUACUGGAACAGGCCCCGCGAAGCCGCCUCCCAAGCCCACAGGGGCUGUUCUGGCAGCCUGGCCUCCCCCCUCCGCCUCCUGUCUACCAGCCUGGAAGAAAUCCGCCUCACCGCCGGCCUCUCCCAGCACGGCCAGCCCGCAGACCGCCACCUCAAGCCCAGGGAAGGGCUGCAAGACCUGCAGCGGCCGCCCGGGGACAGCCCAGAGGACUCGGACGACUCGGAGAGUUUCCGCGGCUGGAGAACAAGCCGGAUUCCGGCGAGGAAGAGGGUCUGCGAGUCGGCGCAGAGGACGCUAGACGGUUUCAUCAGACAGUCGCAGCCCCCCCUGCUGGGGAAGCUGGAGCGCCGCCGCCCGCGGGGAGGGGGGAGGGCUGGGGUGUCUUGGGAUGAGGGGACGGAUUCCCAGGUCUCGGAAAAGGAGGAUGAGCUGGAAGAGGAGGAGGAGGAGGAAGGGCGACUAUGGCACCCCGCGCUCGGGCCUGCACGAGAGCGCACGGGAGCGGGGGUGCCGGGGAGUGGGGGUCCCAGAGGAACAUGGAGGUGAUCCCGGGAACGGGGCGGGCCAUUAUUCCGGAAGGGAUCUGCUGAAGGAAGCGGGAUUGGCUUGAAUGGGAUUUUUUCGGUUUGUUUGACAGACCUUGCCGUUUCUCGGACUGCGCAGGGUUCAGUGCGAGAUCCACAUUGUGCUUAUGUAGGUUUGAUCUUUCGGUUUUGAUCCUAAAAUUCUAGGCACUGCCAUAGCUGUACACUGUACUGAUACCUCCUUAAAAUCUAUAUGUGUUUAUAUAUAUAU